Molecule: messenger RNA, 2579 nt
Organism: Cryptotermes secundus
Lineage: Eukaryota; Metazoa; Arthropoda; Insecta; Blattodea; Kalotermitidae
Product: tigger transposable element-derived protein 4
Exons: 3
Coding region: 730-2541 (603 amino acids)
Cellular component (GO): nucleus
Molecular function (GO): DNA binding
Source: RefSeq, a predicted model, not a curated record
UUAUUCAAAUUAGGAAAGAGCAUAUGAUUCUUGGUUACUGUAAAAAAUAUAGGUUGUCUGCAAACGAAACUGACGGAUAUAACUUUAUAAAUUAUGUGCGAUCUCAACGUAUAUUGUUCAAAAAUAAAUUUCCCAACGUUGCAUCCUAUGUGUUUUUAUGUAUACAUGAUACAUAACAUAGUCUAAGAACAGAAAGUAGAGUUAAAAUUAUAAUGGAAGUGAAAAAAAUUGUUACUUUUAGUUCAUUUGCUGAUUGUGGUACGUUGUAUUUGGUGGUACAAGAAAUACUCGUAUGUAGAGUGAAGAGACACCGACACCCCAAAGCACGUUUUGGUUACUGAUGACUUCUGCAAGAAGCUCUGUUAAUUUGGGCACAGAUUUUAUGUAUUGCAGUCUUCCUGUGUCGAGUUCAUUAUUGGCCCUUCUACCUGACAGGUUUUGUUUCAUCAUAAACGCGUUAGUGGGUCUGUUGAUUUUUCUUAACCUACCUUACCGGGGCUCGCAGUAUAUUAGCAGUUUGAACCUCAAAAGGACUGGGCUCGGGUACUAAUGGCUCUACUAUGUGUAUUUCCAUCUGCUUAACAUCACUAGUCCUAUGUACAUUCAGUAGCUGAGAAAAGUAAUUCUUCAAGAUGGAGCCAGCAGGUUUCUCAAAAAUGAACAACCAUACUGGAUCACAAUCCUGAUUGAUGGUGAUUCUGUGUAUAACACGAAUUUGUCGUGUCAAACAUGGCUGCUACCAACAGUGAAUCACCCAUUGAAUGUAGUUGGAGUGAAACUGAUCCUGUAUGUAAGAUGAAUACUGAUGUGACAAGGAAUGUAGCCAGGCACAGCCAGUUGUCCACAGAAUGUGAUUGGUGUGAUGAUGAUCUUGUGUGUAGAGUGAAUACUGUCACUUUGGACACUGCAACCAGCCACAGUCAAUCAUCCACGGCACAUGAGUGGAGUAAUGACAAUACUGUGUGUGGAGUGAAUAGUGUCACAUCAAACACUGCAGCUAGCCACACCCAGUUUCCCAUGGUGUGUGACUGGAGCAGCAGCAAGCUGACAAAGCCUCAGUGUGAUAAGAAGAAGGGUGAAGUGUUGUCCUUGAAAUUACGAGUUGAGGUCAUCAGGGAAAGCUCCAGUGGUCUCUCACAGAGGGCACUUGCUCUCAAAUUCAACUGCAGCAAGACACAGAUUCAGAACAUACUAAAAGAUAAGGAUCGGCUGCUGCGAGAAUGGAAAGAGGGAGGCAGUCAGUUUGCCAAAAGAAAGAGAAGGCAGAGGAAUGAAAACGUGAACAAUUUUGUGUGGGAGUGGUUCAAGGAAGCACGUGCCAGGGGCUUGCCUCUUAGUGGCCCUAUUCUACAGGAGAAAGCACGAGAAUUCGCUGCAUUUUUUAACAUAGAAAAAUUCAAUGCCAGCAAUGGAUGGUUAGACAGCUUUAAAAAACGCCAUAACAUUGUUUUCAGGGAGAUUCUUGGGGAAAGUGAGAUGGAGGAAGCCGAUUGGAGACUGCGUGUGGCUACUAUGUGUGAGGGUUAUGAACUCAGGAAUAUUUUCAACAUGGAUGAAACUGGACUUUUCUUCAGAGCAGUGCCUGAUAAGACAAUAGGCCAAGAAAAAAUGUAUCAUGGGGGAGAACUUGCAGGUGAACGGCUGACAUUGUCUUUCUGUAUCAAUGCUCUGGGAGAGAAGGAGCCCCCAGUUGUCAUCUAUUCCAAGUGUUCUAAAGAAAAUGAUGCCCCACAGCUGGGUGUGGAACAGUAUGCAAAUAUUAAUGCAUGGAUGACACCAGACAUCUUUUGUCAGUGGGUCACUAAAUUGAAUGAGAAGAUGAUUCAGGAGAAUAGAAAGAUCCUCCUUUUUCUGGAUGAUGCCCCAUGUCAUCCGCUGUUGGAACUGUCAAACAUCAACUUCAUCUUCCUCCCUGCCAGUUCUGCAAGUCGUUUGCAGCCACUUGAGCAAGGCAUUAUCCAAGCUUUUAAGGUUCUGUACAGACGGAGAAUGCUGAGGUCAUUGGUUGCCAGAAUGAAUGGUACGAUAAGCAUUAGACGGCUUGCUCAUCAGAUUACAGUUUCAGAUGCCAUCACAUGGGUGAAGUCUGCAUGGAUGGAAGUCAAGCCUGCUGUAGCACAACGGUUGUUUGCCAUAUGUGGCAUAAAAACUGAACAAACAUGCGCGACUCUUGAAGAUGACAUUGCCACAGAACUUGAUAAUGUAGCAAUAGAAGUAUCAUCUUUGGGGGAAGCAGCAGGCAUUGAUGUAGAAUUGGAGCCUGAGGGAAGUCAUUCUGUUCCAUGUUAUGAUGCUGGAAGUGACUGGGAACAGCAGCUGCUGGGGGUUGCAUGGGGUGAUGAGCCCAGUGCAGAUGAGGAAGCAGACAAGGCAGAGGAGCCAUCAGUAAUGCCUCUGCCUCUCAGCCAGGCUCUUAGCAGCAUUGCUGCACUGAAGGCACUUACAGUUGAGCUAGGAAGCCAUGACAAGCUGAUGAAGGCACUGGAGGUAGCAGAGGAAGAAUUUGAGAACAUUAUAGUGAAAGAGCGCUGCCAAUACUAGAGAACAUAAAUGCUUGUAUAUAAUUUAUUUAGAAUAAA